Messenger RNA from Myripristis murdjan (pinecone soldierfish), 1504 nucleotides. Its product is annotated as apoptosis facilitator Bcl-2-like protein 14. The transcript has 8 exons. The coding region runs from base 2 to 970 and encodes 322 amino acids. Lineage: Eukaryota; Metazoa; Chordata; Actinopteri; Holocentriformes; Holocentridae. The record is from RefSeq and is a predicted model, not a curated record. Gene Ontology annotation, biological process: regulation of extrinsic apoptotic signaling pathway.
GAUGCUCUGCCGGUGUUAUUGUGGAGAAUCAGCUGACUCGCUGACGGAGGGGAAAGAGGAGAGUCAACUUCAAACAUCGUCGUUUCACCUGCAAAAACUAACCACCAAGAUGUCCAGCGGGCAGGGGGUUCCCAGCCUCAACGGCACCCACAACAACAACAACGGUGACCUCACACAUGCUUCGGACCCAGAGCGCAUGAAUGACUCCGUGGAGUUCAGACUCAUGAUGGCCUACGCGCAGAGGAGGCGGCCCGGAGGGGACAACAGCUCAUCCACACGGGACACCCCAGAUGAAAAUGCCACGUCCUUACCUCGGACUCCUGCCGAGACAGAGAAAGAGGUGAAGAGGGAGGGGAAGAAGAAGAAGAAGGGGAGAUCAUUAAAGAAGCUUUUCAGCUGUGUUCGACGUCAGGCAGAAGAGCCGGAGGAUGUCAACGCGACUGGUCUCUGCUUCAGAUCUGCUUCAAACAGUAAGAACGACGGUGGAGAUCAAGAGGGGGCUGAGCUGACAAAGUUGGCCAACAGACUGAUUAAGUUAGCUGAUGAAGUCCCGUUCACUCCCUCAGAUAUAGAAACAGAUUCAGUAGAAGACAGCGUGGAGAAGCUGGUGGGCAUGCUGCUGAGGGAGCAGGGAGACAGACUCAACCAGGAGGUUCUGCGAGAAGUCCCGAACAUCGGGGAGCUGUUCAGAAACUACAGCUUCUUUGAAAAGCUAAUAUCCCUCUUCCUCAGGAGGAUGGGCUUCAAGACCUUUGAGCCUGACGGUCUGGGGCCACAGGGAUCGCCCAAGACUCAGAUCGCCCUGACCUGUGAGGUCACCAGUCGUCUGUCAGCAGUGAACACCCUGCCCAUGAACCGCCUGCUGGGCUUCGGGGCAAACUACCUGCACACGCAUUACUCAGCCUGGGUGGCACAACAGGGGGGAUAUGAUGCAGCCAUCGAGGAUGAAGAAGAGGAGGAAGUCCACUGAUGGCGCGGAGUUCCAGCUUCACGGCUCACAUCAGUCCUCUCGCCGCUUUACAGUUUGUCUUAACUGGACCUUGAAGUUUCACAGUGGUAGGGUUAGGGUUAGACAGGGAAGUCGGCUUGCCAUCCCGUACAGAUGAUGUCAAGUUCAAAAUCCAGCGGUGGCCAGACAGUGUUAUCCACCUCUGACAUAACGGACGUUCAUUCGCUAUUUUACUCUUCAGGAAUGGGAUAGCGAUCUAAAACUGGACAUGUAUACCUUUGUCAGAUUUAGCGGAGUGGAGUGAUUCAGAGGCGUCUCCACCGCAUCAAGCAUGAAAUCAGAGAGGAUUCUGCUGAAUCGCUCGACAUCUCACUUCAUUUGAGAUGCACUGUGAACAUCGUAGACUGUGACAGGGAGUUUCUAACAAGAAGUGUUGGGUUUCAGUCUGGACCAUGGGAAGAAACAGGAGCCCCCUCCCCUCACUGCCUCACUCAGGUCUUAAUUUAAUGCCAGUUCCUUCAGAACAAAAACAUUGCACAAAAAACAAAAAAACAA